Cuscuta campestris is the source of this 1226-nucleotide messenger RNA. The record is from the annotation of a GenBank genome assembly. NCBI's taxonomy places the organism in Eukaryota, Viridiplantae, Streptophyta, Magnoliopsida, Solanales, Convolvulaceae.
GGUACAUGUAGGGUGAGGCUAGGUUUAGAAGCUACCUUCUUUGGGAGAAAAAAUUGAGAGAGGUAAGAGGAGGUGAAGGGAAGUAAUCUUACCAAUCUUACCUCCAAACAGUGAAAAAUGGAUGUUCGUCAAUUCUCCGAUAAACCUAGUUAUUUUUUGAUUUUGUAAAGCACGUAAAUCUGUAUAAGAUGUAUAUUGUCCAUGAAAUUCAAAGAGUUUGUCAAGGAAGAAAUCAAGACUAUAUUGGCUAAUGGACAUGUCAAGAAGGAGUGUCCGGUAUAAGAACUCCUACGUUGUAAAGAUCAUAGGUUGUUACCAAAUUACUCACCAUUCCAAAAAAUGAAGGUUCUCAUGCUAUAUUUUUUCACCUCUCUUUUGUUCCUCUUCUUAUCCUCCGCCCCCAUUGUCUCCCCACGGCGGUUUCCGACUUCCCCUCCGGUGGUCGACGUCGACGGCAAAGAGCUCAAACUCGGCGCCGCCUACUACGUCAUCUCCCAAGCUUUACCCCACCCGGAGGGUCUAUGUUUAGUCAACGUCCAGAACAACCAAUCCAGGGCGCACCCACACGACGUCGUUCAGUGCACGCCUUUUCCCGAAGAACCUCUCCUCGGACUCCCCGUCGUCUUCUCCGCCGCCGCCGACGACACGGAAGAUCCGGUCGUCCGGGAGAACAAGGUUUACAACGUUAAGUUUCCCGUCAAGGGAAACCGUAGCAACGAAACGGCCGUUUGGGCUUUAACGGAGGCCCAUUCUCCGAUCCAGAAAUUCGUGACGACGGAUCCGAAGGGUACCAAAGUCCAAUUUCAGGCCCAGAGGGUUGGGUUUGGAUAUAAGUUGGUUUAUUGCGUGGUAAUUCCUAUACCGCGGAUACCCAUUUGUUAUACAAUUGGGCUUAUACCGGACUUUGGGUACAACCGUUUGGGUAUCGGGUUGGGUCUUGAACCGGCCCAGUUUUUCUUCAAGAGUAGUAAAGUCAAGUCAUCGGUCAACCAUGUGGCCACCUCUUAGAUUAGCUAGCUUAAAAAAGAGUGAUGACUAAUAAUAAUAAUAAUAAUAAUAAUAAAUAAGGCUAAAAUUUAAAUGCUUUCAUGAUUUUGUUUUAAUUAUGGUGUGGUUACAAUUGUGCCAAUUUCAUAAACAUAUAUGAAGUCAUACGUUAUUAAAAAUGAAUUUCAUAUAUGUGAUAAUAUGAAAGUCUCGUUAUGAAAUAAAUUGGUGAGAUGUGU